AUUUUGACUUGGGGUAUUAUUUUGUUAAAAUAAAAGAUCAACAAGGCCUCUGUGCUCGGGGAAGCCAUCAACUACAUGCGACAACUUCAACAACGAAUAGCAAUGCUGGAAAAAGGGAUUAACAAUAACCUAAGUAUGAAGUCAUUGAUCAUCACGAAAUCGUGUGAAACAAACUUAUGUACUUAUUAUAGAGCCAAUGAAGUGCUCCCUGAAGUUGAAGCAAGAGGUUUAGAGAAGGAAAUACUGAUUAGAAUCUAUUGUGAGAAACGAAAGGGCAUCAUGAUUAAGCUAUUGGCCCUACUAAAACAGGUUCAUCUCUCAAUAGCCUAUAGCACCGUAUUGCCAUUUGGAAACUCUUUUCUCAACAUCAUCAUAAUUGCUCAGAUGAGUGAGAAAUACAAGUUGAGUGUGAAGGAUUUGGUUAUGACCUUGAAGCAGGGCUUUUGAGAUGCAACUGUGAUUGAGUUGAUUCUCCAACAUUUGUUUAUUGAGUUGAAGUUCGUAUUGAGGAGAGGAGGUGUAUAUAUAUAUAUAUAACUACUUUUUUAUUCUUUUCUUUCUUGGAAGCACUACACAACAGUCGCAAGUAGUAACACACCAUGCAUGCAUUUAUGUCGGGAGAUGGAUCGAACGGAAGGAAAAGAUGCAAGCAAUUAAAAGCUACCUAGCUAGAUAGAUGUGUUGGAAUAUAAUAAAGGAUUAAUGGUGUUUACUUUGUUUUUGUGUGUCAUAUCAUAUCAAUAAAAUGAAACUAUAUCAUGUGUGUUUUGGUUUAA
Molecule: messenger RNA, 776 nt
Organism: Cajanus cajan (pigeon pea)
Lineage: Eukaryota; Viridiplantae; Streptophyta; Magnoliopsida; Fabales; Fabaceae
Source: RefSeq, a predicted model, not a curated record